AGAGAGAGAGAGAGAGAGAGAGGGAGAGAGAAAGUUCACACGAAGACUUUCCUAUGUAUGGCUUUAGCCUAAAAAGCAGUUUACAGCCCUGGUCCUAGUUUUUGUUUGCAGUAUUUUCACCUUUAGGACAUUCUAAACAAGAAAGUAAGCUACGCGAUGUUAAACACUGUUACGGAGCGCUACGGCGCGUUUUUAAACCAGAAGAACGUGGUGACCGAUUUCCUAACGGUUUUAGAGGAAAAGACCGGAGUUCAGAAACAGUACAUCGCCUCAGGUGUCGUGUCGGUUGUGGCGCUCUAUCUGGUAUUCGGAUAUGGUGCCUCUCUCCUAUGCAACUUGAUUGGUUUCGCGUAUCCAGCAUAUGCCUCCAUCAAAGCCAUAGAGAGCAACAAUAAGGAGGAUGACACUAAAUGGUUAACCUAUUGGGUGGUUUAUGGACUCUUCAGUGUGGCUGAAUUUUUCUCUGAUAUCUUCCUAUUUUGGUGUCCUUUCUACUAUGCAGGAAAGUGUGUGUUCCUGUUGUGGUGUAUGGUUCCAGUUUCAUGGAAUGGCUCUCAGAUCAUAUACACACGCCUGGUGCGACCUUUCUUCCUCAAACAUGAACGAGUGUUCGACAGUGUUGUCAGUGACUUGAGUGGCAAAGCCAAAAGCGCAGCGGAAGCUGUGGCAAAAGAGGGAUUUACGAUGCUGAACACUGAAAAGAACAAAUGAUUUGAGGGAGGGAACAGGAGAAUCGCUUUUAUCAGGAGCCCUCUGUUUACAUUUGCCUUUUUAUUUUGGUCUGGUAUUUUGUUCAAGUCACUAAAAUCACUAAAUUAUGAAUGUAAUUACUGCAUCUGAGCCAGGCAGCACAAUCACCGCAAGUUCUUGAAUUGCUCAAAUGGUCCUGUUUGAUUAACUUUCACACUUAUGUUUUGUAUUCCUCCUAUAAGUUAUUUUAGCACUUUGACCAAUGAUAGAAAUAUUUGAGUCACUGACUUUUAAUAAACCAAACUGGACUUCAAUCAAUAAAACUGGGAAGAAAAGUGCCUAAAUAUAAAAAUUCGUGCUUGAACUGUUUGUGAAUGGCUUGUCUUCAUAAUCUCGCGGUUUCUCGUCUAUUAGUUUCAUGCAUGACCAAGAUAGUAGGAUUUGAAAUCAAUUUUGUUACUUUAAGUCAGUGUUUUUGUCAUCAACCAUUUUGUCAUUUCAAACUUUUAUGACUUUCUUUCUUCCGCACAACACAAAAGAAGAUAUUUUGAAGAAAGUUGGUAGCCGAACAGCACUGGAUCCCAUUCACUUCUAUUGUAUGGACACAAAACCAAUGCAAGUAAAUGGGGGCCAGUUAACAACAUUCUUCAAAAUAUCUUCUUUUGUGUUCUGCGGAAGAAAGAAGGUCAUACAGGUUUGAAAUGACAAGAGGGAGAGUAAAUAAUGACAGAAUUUUUAUUUCGGGUGAACUAACACUUUAAGGUAGAAUUUCCCCCCCAAACCUUACAGAUAACCGACACACAAUUAAGUGCAAGUGUUAUAAAUGAAUACUCGUUUUCAUUCUGUUAAUCAAAGAUUUGACUAAAGUAGUUUGAAAAACAUUUAAAAGAAAUUUCCCUGCACUUUCCUAAGAGUUUGAAUUAUUGAAGUAUUGGGCGCAGACCUGUCGUGUGUGCAGAGUAUCUUCACAUGGCUUUGCAUAAACUCUUCAAUGACCGGCUAUGAAUAACUAUAUUAGCGCUAUAGUAAUAAAUAGAGUUAGCACUACAUGGCCCAGUUUCACAGACAAGGCUUAAGACUAGUCCCAGACUAAAAUGAAUGCGUGACCUGUCUUAACUGAAUAUAACUUGCACAGAAAUAUCUUAAACUAUAUCAGUGCCAUUGUUUUGUCUCGAGGUGCACAGCAGUAAUGCAUUCUUCUAAGGCAUUUUUAUAAAAGCGACAUAAAUAUCUUAAUUCAACUAAAUCAUAGUCCUGGCUUAAACUAAGCCGUGUCUGUGAAACCAGGCACAUGGCCACAUGGUUUAAAAUUUCGUUUUGGCUAUUAGGAUGUUGCGCAACAGAGCUGAUUAUCUAAGUUUUCCAAAGGGACAGAGAAAUAUGAAGCCAUGUCAACACGCUGAGCAAACUUAUACCACCACUGAAGUUUACACUGAGAAAGAAACCAAGUCAUUAGUCGUACAGUAUACUAAAUUGGAGGCAGUUAUCAGAAUAUCUGUGUACUUUUGGCCUUAUUUAACUGCACCCAUCCACGUCUGUCAAAAGCACAAGUGACUCAUGUCAAUGACACAUUACUGUGAGCAAAACAGAACCUGAAAUCAUUACACCACACAAAAAGUUAUUACACGAGCAGUAUGCAUCAGGUAUGAAGAAGUGCUGCAAUAUUUAUUCAAGGGAGGUAAGCGUUGUGGUGCAAGUGGGAAUUCACAUAGUCCAGGGGGGCUACUAUGGGGUGUGAAGUCUUUCUUAGUGUUCGGGGGGGGAUAAUCAUGUUCAAUACAGAGCUGUAGUGAAAGAACAGCCUGCUUUGGUAACUUUACUGAAAGAGGACUGCAAAAUGGAUUUGGUAAUCAUUCAGUAACAUUUUUUCAUAAGGGCUAGAGCGAAUGAUACUUUCUUUAAAACUGCAUCCUGAGUGGUCGUCUUUAAACGGGCGCAACAAUGGCUCUUGAUGUAGUACUGAUUCUCACAGGGAGAGGGAGACAAAGCUGAUUUACUGUGAUGCUCUUUCACACUGUCAGUUUAUCAAAAGAUCAUAAUUUACUCAAUUUGUUUCAUGAUUACAUGCAUGAUACAUUUCUGUCCAGUAAUCGGCAUGUCUGAAAAUAAGAGAAUAGUAUAACAAGUGUUUUUAAGUGUUUUUUUCCUGCACAUUUUUUUAGGCAUGGCUUUAUUUUGCAUGUAUAAUAAAGACAUUAUUGGGAAGUGACACUGUUUGUGGCUCAUGUCCAGUCGACAGUCCUG
Messenger RNA from Triplophysa rosa, 2934 nucleotides. Its product is annotated as Receptor expression-enhancing protein 6-like. Bases 157 to 711 code for a protein of 184 amino acids. The transcript has 5 exons. The record is from RefSeq and is a predicted model, not a curated record. NCBI's taxonomy places the organism in Eukaryota, Metazoa, Chordata, Actinopteri, Cypriniformes, Nemacheilidae.